Molecule: messenger RNA, 1476 nt
Organism: Vicia faba (fava bean)
Lineage: Eukaryota; Viridiplantae; Streptophyta; Magnoliopsida; Fabales; Fabaceae
Source: the annotation of a GenBank genome assembly
AUGGUUACGCGGAGACGGUUAUCACGGUUGAUUAGAAGUUUCGCCGAACUCAAGGGUGGAAACAAAAUGGCCUACACCAGGAGAAGGGAUAAAAAUCACCUCUGCUUUCUUCAUGUUGGAGCACAGGAUAUGGAUUUACUUCGUAGGAAAACUAUCCAAAUCAACCUUGUAAGAAUUCCUCCACAACUCAAGGAGCUAGCUUCAAGGAUCCCUGAGAACUCUCCAUUCACCGAGAGACAUGGUCGUCUACUCAACUUGGUCACCUCCAACACAGAGGAGGAUAUGAUGAAGGUUCUCUUCCAGUUCUUUGAUCCUUUGCAUCAUUGCUUCACAUUUCCUGACUAUCAACUUGUGCCUACUUUGGAGGAAUUUUCUCAAAUCUUGAGGAUUCCUAUUCUCAAUCAACUUCCUUUCAAUGGUAUGGAAAGAGAUCCAAAGCUAGAAGAGAUUGCUCAAGUCUUGCACUUGCACUCAUCUGAUGUCACAACUCAUUGGCAAAUUAGAAGUGGUGUCAAAGGCUUCUUGGUAAAAUUUCUGUUUGAGAAAGCCCAAAGCUGUUGGAAUUCCCUAGACUUGCAAGCUUUUGAGGAGAUUGUAGCUCUUCUCAUCUAUGAGAUGGUCUUGUUCCCCAAUCCUGACCAACUCAUAGAUACGAGCGCCGUCAAAAUCUUCAUGUCACGCAACUCGGUGCAUACAUUGCUUGGGGAUAUCUUACACUCUUUUCACACUCGCACAAUGAGGAAAAGAGGUGUUCUUAUGUGUUGCACUCCUCUCCUGGAAAGAUGGUUUAUUUAUCAUCUUCCCCAAUCAGUCUUAAAGAAUGAGCAAGGUUUGAGGUGGUCACAAAGGUUAAUGACGCUUAAACAUUCAGAUAUUCAUUGGUGCUCUCGAUCCAAAGAGAAUGUUAUCAUUGUUGACCGUUGUGGGGAAUUCCCUAAUGUCCCUCUACUUGGCAUUAGGGGAGGCAUCACCUACAACCCCUGCUUGGCUCUAAGACAGUUUGGUUAUGCCCGAAGGGAUAGCCCAUAUGAUAUGCUGAUUCAAGGUUUGGUUUUUGACUAUGACAACGACGAUCAAGGACUUCGCCAGAGAUUCAUCCGAGCUUGGAAGAUGCUAAACAAGGUGGAUAGCAAGACUUUGAGACACAAGAAUUCCAUCCCUCUUGAGCCUUACCUCAAGUGGGUACGAACCCGCGCUCAAAGUAUUAUGAUGCCUUAUCCUUCCAUUCUCCCAGUGAUUAUUGAGCCUGUUAAGGAGGGAGAAGUUCCAUACACUAUCUUACAUCCUGACAUGCCUACAUCACUCGAAGACCUACAAAGGGAUUGGAUACAGCUCAAAGGAGAGCGCGAUACUUUCGAAGCCCAAUUCUACGCAAGCGAGAAGAAGGUUUUGGAACUCACUCGGCUACUUCAUGAAGAGCAGACUCUAAAUACCUACAUUGCACCAAAAAGGAUGCGCAAUAUCUUUUUACCUUAG